CCCACGACCGGUCGGUUACGUAUGCUGGUCUACAGUGGUUGGGAAAAAGAGAAGAAAUGUAGCCAUCCGCCAACACAUGGAAUUGUAGCGAAAUAAGGGGAGAACUGGUUAAAAAAGUGACAGCUGAAGUCUGCGGGACGUGUCCAGAGAGAGACAACUUUAACCAUGGUUUCCAUCGACCAUGUGGCUCACAAAAUACUGACGUACUUCCCAUAUGUUCUUGUUUUGAUUGAUAUUAGGUUUCAAGGAGGGAAAUGUGGCAAGGAUGGGAGUGUGGACAAUCACAUGGAGAUGGGGAAGAAACUUCUUGCUGCUGGCCAGCUAGCUGAUGCCCUCUCUCAUUUCCAUGCAGCUGUGGAUAGAGAUCCCCAAAACUACAUGGCAUACUACAAAAGAGCUACAGUGUUUUUAGCAAUGGGGAAGUCAAAAUCAGCAUUGCCUGAUUUAAGUAGAGUCAUUGAACUCAAACCGGACUUCACAUCUGCACGGCUUCAGAGAGGAAAUCUUCUUCUGAAGCAGGGAAAGCUAGAUGAAGCGGAGAGUGACUUCAAGAAGGUGCUGAAGUCCAACCCCAGCGACAAAGAAGAGAAGGAGGCCCACAGCCAGCUGACAAAAUCAGAUGAAAUUCAGCGCCUGGUGGCUCAGUCACGCCGGAGCUUCGACGACAAGGAUUAUGUGACAGCUGCUGCACAGCUUGACACCGUCAUCGAGACGUGCAUUUGGGAUGUGACCUCUCGUGAGAUGCGAGCAGAGUGUUUCAUUCAGAUGGGAGAGAUGGGGAAAGCUAUCAGCGACCUUAAAGCUGCAUCCAAGUUAAAGAAUGACAAUACCCAGGCUUUCUACAAGCUGAGCACCAUCUACUAUAAUCUUGGAGACCAUGAGAUGUCCCUCAGUGAGGUGCGUGAGUGCUUGAAGUUGGAUCCUGAUAACAAGCAGUGUUACAGCCAUUACAAGCAAGUGAAGAAGCUCAACAAACAGAUCCAAGCUGCUGAGGAAUACAUCCAAGAACAAAGGUAUGAAGACGCAGUGAGCAAGUACGAGGCGGUGAUAACGACCGAGCCCAAUGUGCAACAUUUCUUGCUUCUUGCCAAGGAGCGAAUCUGCCAUGCACUAACACAGGCCCAGCAGGCUAGCAGAGCAAUCUCAGUCUGUAGCGAAGUCCUAAAGUCCAAUCCUGCGAAUGUUAAUGUGCUGAAGGACAGAGCUGAGGCCUAUCUCCAAGAUGAACAGUAUGAGGAAGCUGUUAAAGAUUACGAGACUGCUGCAAAACACAGCGAGGGGGACCGUCACAUCAAAGAAGGUCUGGAAAGAGCACAGCGGCUACUCAAACAGUCUCAGAAGAGGGAUUAUUAUAAGAUCCUUGGAGUGAAGAGAACUGCCCAGAAAAAGGAGAUUAUCAGAGCCUACAGGAAACUGGCACAACAGUGGCACCCAGACAACUUCCAGGAUCCGGAGGAAAAGAAGAAGGCAGAGAAGAAGUUCAUAGACAUCGCUCAGGCUAAGGAGGUUCUCACUGAUCCAGAGAUGAGAACCAAGUUUGACCACGGAGAAGACCCCAUGGAUCCAGAGAGCCAGCAGGGGCACCAUCAUCAUCACUUCCACGGCGGUUUCCACGGCUUUCAGGGUUUCAAUCCGUUUGGCUCCGGGCCCUUUAACUUCAAAUUCAACUUCAACUGAGGCGGCUUACUCUUCAGCACAGCUGGAGUGAAUAUUUGUACUUUCCUCCCUAUUUAAAAGGGAGAUCACUGGCAUAAAAAGACUGUUCACAAGUAUCAUAAAAAUGUGGAGCAUAAGGUGACUUGAUUCAGUGAGUCUAAUUAAUUAAAAAUGCAUCUUUGCUGUGGAAAUCAAAACUUUGGGGGAAAGGUCUCCUACUCUGCUAACAAAUAUCAGACUUGUGUGAAGCGGCUUUUAUCUGUCAGAUCUUACUCUUGUAUCCUCUCCACAAAUUGUACAAUCACUUCACAUCCAUUCGUAGGAAUGUAUUUGUACAGAGGUACAGUAUUAUUUUUGUAUGAAUGGAGGGUUUUUUGAACUGUAAAUAAAGAGCUAUUUAUGUACAA
This is a messenger RNA of Neolamprologus brichardi, 2063 nucleotides long. It is a transcript of the gene dnajc3a, whose product is annotated as DnaJ (Hsp40) homolog, subfamily C, member 3a. Gene Ontology annotation, cellular component: endoplasmic reticulum. The record is from RefSeq and is a predicted model, not a curated record. Lineage: Eukaryota; Metazoa; Chordata; Actinopteri; Cichliformes; Cichlidae. Gene Ontology annotation, molecular function: protein-folding chaperone binding; misfolded protein binding. Gene Ontology annotation, biological process: protein folding in endoplasmic reticulum.